This is a messenger RNA of Sporothrix brasiliensis 5110, 3930 nucleotides long. RefSeq names its product sh3 domain containing protein. Bases 1 to 3930 code for a protein of 1309 amino acids. NCBI's taxonomy places the organism in Eukaryota, Fungi, Ascomycota, Sordariomycetes, Ophiostomatales, Ophiostomataceae. The transcript has a single exon. Gene Ontology annotation, molecular function: protein binding. The record is from RefSeq and is a predicted model, not a curated record.
AUGUACAAAGUCAAGGCAAUCUACGAAUACUCCUCCGCCCACGAUGACGAUCUUACCUUUCCAGCCGGACAGAUCAUCACUGUGACGGAGGAGGAAGACGCCGAAUGGUUGGUUGGAGAGUACACCGAUGACGCCGGCAACCACAACGGGGGCCUCUUUCCCCGGAACUUUGUCGAAAAGUACGAACCUGUUGCGCCACCGCGGCCUACGCGCACUCGCACCAAGCGGGACUCGGAGAUUCCUGCGGCCUUUUCGCCCGGCGCCUCCCCCGCCGCUGCCGUGGCCAUGGCCACAGACGAACCGGCCUCCCCCCUGGCCGCUCCGGCGCCAGGUGUUGUGUCUGUACCUGCUGCCGCAUCGCCUCCCCUUGUCUCGUCUCCAGGCCCCGUUGCCGCGGCUGCGCCUGCCCUCCCGUCGCCGGCGGAGGUUCCACAACAUGCAGAGGAAAGGGAGGAAGAGGAAGAAGAGGAACCGGAGCCGCCGAAGCUUGAUAAGACUGUGGUGUCGCCCGUGCCUGCUCCACCUAAGGCCGCCGAGCCGACGUCGCCCGUGUCUCCCGUCGCCGCGUCUAAGGCCCCCGAAGCUGCCCGCCCACCUCCUGCUGCUACUUCGAAGCCUGCCCCGCCCCCCGUUUCUGAAAAGCCCUCGGGCAACUCCUUCCGCGACCGUAUUGCGGCAUUUAACAAACCUGCUGCACCGCCCAUCACUCCGUUUAAGCCUAGUGGCCUUGGUAGCGGCUCAGGCAGCAGCAACUUCAUCAAGAAGCCGUUUGUCGCACCUCCCCCGAGCCGUAAUGCCUUUGUCCCUCAACCACGAGAUGUCCCGACCGCCAAAAUAUACCGCCGAGAUGAAGACCCGGAGAUCAAGGAGCGCGAGGCCGAGAACCUGGAGUCCGCUGAGAAGGCUGGUCUUGUUCCAGGCGCAGCGUCUGCAGGUGCUUCUGCAGGUGGCGGUGAGGGCGACGAUGACGAGCCCAAGCCCAUGAUGAGCUUGAAGGAGCGCAUGGCCCGUUUGCAGAAAGAGCAACAAGACCAGGCGCAGAGACACGCGGAUGCCGCUGCCAAGAAGGAGAAGCCUAAGAGACCCCCAAAGAAGCGUCUCGAGAGUUACGACUCCGCGGGUGCAGCUGCCAGUGCUGGUGCUGCUGCCGGUGCUGCUGACGAGGCUUCUCUUCCUACCCUUGAGCGAAAAUCCACAAGCGACACGAUUGGCCGCCGCUCCGUCGAAGAGCCUGCCACUGCUCACCCACACCGCGUACCCCAUCCUCCCCGCCGCAAGACGUCUAAGGAUCCUGAAAGGCCCGAGGCUGAUGGCAACGAUGCCGAUUUGUCUGGUGCCGGUGACACAACUGAAGGCCAAGACGACGAGAUCACCGAACGCGACGACAGCGACGAGAAGUCGAGACGCCCAUCUCGAACAAUCCCCAUUAUUGUGCCAAGCGAGAGACGCUCCGUUGAACAGAAUCGCGCUAAAGUGCCUGACGAGGAUGACGGGGAGGAAGAGGGAGAGGAGCAUGCCCCUGAGUCCACGGGCGCAAAGGCGGCGGAUGAAGAGGAUGAGGAACAAGAGGCUGGUGGGGAGGGCGAGGAGGACGAAGGCGAUGAGACAGAUCCCGAGACACGCCGUCGUGAAGAGCUGCGGGCGCGGAUGGCUAAGAUGAGCGGGGGUAUGGGCAUGAUGGGUAUGCAAGGCAUGCAAGGCAUGUUUGGCGCGCCGCCGUCCCAGGGACCAAAGAAGAAGAAGGCGGCAGCACCAGCUGCGCCCGCAGAAGAGACAACGUCACCCAGCACCCGUGCUCCGCCUGUGCCCUCUAUGUUGGCGCUGCCUGGCAUGAUGGGCCGCCGCUCUGAAGAGAAGCCCGCGGAAGCGCCUGCGGACGAAGGAAACGAAGAGGAAGAAACGCCUGAGCCCAUCACCAAGGAGUCGCGUUCCCCAUCAAUCCCGACCCGAGGUGCGGCACCACCCAUCCCAGGCGGCCGUCCUGUGCCACCCGCUCCUCCACCUGCGGCGGCAGCCGUCAUUCGUUCGCAGAGUGAGGGCUCUGCUUCGGACGACGAGCUGUCCGAAGCCCAGCGCGACCCCCUGGAAACACCCAGAGGCGAGCCAGCGCAGCUGCCACCGCCUCCACCUCCUCCUGCCUCCGCGCCCAAAGCACCGGCGGUCCCCACGUCUCCCCGACCCACGAGUAGCGGCCAACGUGCUGCGGAAGCUGCUGGUUCGCCGUCCUCACCAACCUCCCCGCAGAAUAAGCGUGCCAGCCGCCUGCCGCCCCCGAUCCCUGGUACUGCGCCAGCCCCGCCCCCGCCCGUCCAGACCCGGCCGCCACCGCCGCCUCCCCCAACUUCUCUGAGCCGCCAGUCUACCGCUGAUAUGCGGUCGCCGUUGUCACCUAGCAGAUCGCAGCCGCUCGGAUCAGACGAUGAGGAGGAGGAGGAGGUUACAGAGUACGAGGGCGAUUAUGACACUGACAUUGCCAACCCUGUCUCCCACAAGAACUCUCUAAAGGCUCAUGCCCGCGAUUCUAGCCUCGAAGACAGUGCAUCUCUGAAGUCGCCCACUUUGGAGAAAACACCAUCCUUCCCACCGCCAGUUCCGGGUGCGUCCAGAGCGCCGCCUCCGAUUCCGAGCCAACCACCGCCCCCACCCAGCUUGCCCCCAAGUCUACCUCCCAGCGGACCGCCCGGCGUCCCGUCCAGCCAGCCGCCUUCUCGCCCAUCAAUUGGCGACAAGAGACGGUCCGUGGACGUGCCUCGGGGCCCUCCGCCUCCGCCUCCUCCACCACCUAUUUCGAGCCAGACGCCGCGCCACGGUGAUGACUACGACCCGUACAAUUACUCUGCGCAGCCAACCUCGCCCGGUGUAGCUCUGCCAGGACUUACUUCUGGGGCUACUGGAUCGUUUAUGGAUGACUCGUACUCAACACCCGACCUCAGCUUCUCUGUAUCUGGCGCUUCGGCCUCGACCGUCACUGGAUCUCGGGGCGGCGCUGGUGCACAGUACCCACCCGGGCCGCCGCCACCCCCACCAAAUGCACCAGCACCGAGUGCUGGCCCUGCACACAGCAGUCGCGGCACACGGCAGUCCAUGGACAUGCCUCGGGGCGGUGUCUCCGGUGUGCGUCGUUCUCUAGACGUGACCCGCCCCUCGAUGGAGUCGGGUUUUGUCGCCAACGACCUGGAUCUGGCACCUCACUCUGGAUGGUGGCUGCAGCCAAAUAGCCUGCCACCCCAGCUGCAAGGUCGCAAGGACAUCUUCUUCGAAUCUGAGGAGUCGCAGUCGGCCAAGCGGGGCGGCAAGGUGGAGAUCACCCGUGACCUAUACGUCCUGUACGUGGACUACUCGCAGACAGUCAUCACCGUUCGCUUUGACCCGUCCGACUCGUCCGACGUUCACCUGGAGCAGCGCCACGAGCCACCGCCGCGCAGCUUGCGCCAGGAUCAACUGGAGCAGUCGUACGAGCGCUUCGGUCGUCACAUUGCCGACUCCAUCCUCGCCAAGAAGGACACCGUUGUGGGCGACGGGACACCACAGACGCUCGUCCUCGAGCUGAUCAAGCCGUUCCGGGAUGCCCUGCUACCGGUUGGCACGCGCGCUUUCGGCGCUCUUGUCUACUCCAACUUGGCCAACGCCAGCACAUUGCAAAACGACGAGAUCCGCGCUGGUGAUAUCAUCACGCUGCGCAAUGCCAAGUUCCAAGGCAAACACGGCGCGAUGCAUGCCAAAUACAGCAUGGAGGUCGGCAAGCCUGAUCACGUCGCCGUUGUGGGUGAGUGGGACGGCACCAAGAAGAAGGUGCGUGCCUGGGAGCAGGGCCGCGAGAGCAAAAAGGUGAAGCUCGAGAGCUACAAGCUGGAUGACUUGCGGUCCGGCGAGGUCAAGAUCUGGCGGAUCAUGCCGCGCAGCUGGAUCGGUUGGGAGGGCCAGAACUAG